Molecule: messenger RNA, 4047 nt
Organism: Exaiptasia diaphana
Lineage: Eukaryota; Metazoa; Cnidaria; Anthozoa; Actiniaria; Aiptasiidae
Product: protein sidekick-1
Exons: 21
Coding region: 103-4047 (1314 amino acids)
Biological process (GO): cell-cell adhesion
Molecular function (GO): protein binding
Source: RefSeq, a predicted model, not a curated record
UUAAGGGUUGAUUUUAAAGGAACUCCAGAAGUAUGUACCAACCCACUUGGUGUCGACAGGGACGUCCCUGGUGUCGAGAACAGAGGAAUCUCAGACCCUCAGAUGACGUCAUCGUCCUCAACAGACAGUUCCCAUGGUGCAUCGCGAGGUCGUCUGUAUGGCAAAUCUGCAUGGUGCAGUGCAACAUCUUCGAACACCGAAUACAUACAGGUUGACCUGGGUCGAGUGAAGACUGUCACAGGAAUAGCAACACAGGGAUACYCAUCGAAGGACAAGURGGUGACAUCAUACAAUCUUAUUUACUCUAUAAAUCGUGGCUUAUGGCUUAAUUAUACAGAACAAGAUAUUGCAAAGGUCUUCACUGGAAACACCAACAAACAUGACGUCAUAGUUAAUUGGCUGCGUCGACCAAUAGCAGCGCGUUACGUUAGAAUAAUUCCCCAGAAAAACAAAGGCGGAAAUUGCAUGCGUCUUGACCUGUAUGGAUGUGACUUUGUAAAAAUAUAUAAAGCUGCGAUCAGUACCAAUAACAUCACAUUACCAAGCACCAAAGGAAGUUAUCAAACAGUGAAGUGCACAAUUAUCGGCGAAACAUCGCCAACUAUUCAAUGGUUUCGUAAUGGUUCAACAAAAAUCCCAGGAGCAACAAAUAAUUCUCUCAAGGUGGAAUUUAUCUCCGCCCAGAACAUUAUAUCUAAAUACAAAUGCAGUAGAAAAGAUUCCAACUUGAGGCCUGUUGUCUGCAACAUAAACUACACCUGUAGAGCUGUUCUCCCAGUGGAUGCACGGAGCGUUGCUCCAGCUGAAGCAACGGCUCAACUGACUGUCCACCUAAAUGUUCCAGAUMAACAGUUCUUUUCUGUUACUUCGGGGAACAGAUCAUUAACGAUAAACUGGAGUCCUGCUGUACAAUUAGACGACGUGGGUAUCAUUAUUGGGUACACAAUCAAAUUGGAUGGCAAAGAAGCACAAAUGAGAUCUAACAAGACGCAACAUACAUUUACUGGACUUAAACCAUACACUAACUACACACUUCAAAUGAAAGCAACUAGUGUGGCUGGUGAGGGAUUGUGGAGCGACGUCAAAACAGCAGCUACACUGAUAGCAAAGCCAGAAGUAAAACCAAGCGUAUCUGCAAGUGGAACAUCAUCAAAAACCAUUGAAGUAACAUGGGAGCUGCGUGCGGCCAAAGUCAACGGACCUAUGGCUGGUUUUAGAAUUACAUACACCGAUGCCCUAGGCAACACAAACACAAAACAAGUUCCAAACAUCAGAAGAACUGUACUGAACAGCUUGAAGAAGUGGACGACAUACAAUAUAACUGUGUCAAUUUGGAAUUCAAGAUAUUAUGGUCCGGAAAGCAACAUUGUAUCUGAAAGAACACAUGAGGAUGCGCCUGAUUGCUCUCCAAAACUUCAAUCAGUCAUGGUCCUGUCUUCCACAAGUAUCCGUGCGGUAUGGGACCCACUGCCAAAUAACAAUUGCAGGAAUGGAGUUCUGAGGGGCUACAAAGUCUUAUACAGAAGACGUGGUGUCCGUAAUGCACAAAUGGUCGAUAUUGGUGCUGAUGUCCAUUUAAAGAUGAUAACAGGUCUUCAGAAGUAUACAACAUACAUAUUCUCAGUAGUCGCUUAUACUGUGAAAGACGGUGAGCCAAGUAACACAAUAAGAAGAAGGACAAAACAAGAUGCUCCUGAUUGUCGUCCAAAACUUAAAUCAGUCAAGGUCCUGUCUUCGACAAGCGUCCGGGUGAAAUGGCACCAACUGCCAAAUACCAAUUGCAGGAAUGGAGUUCUGAGAGGCUACAAAGUCUUUUAUAAGAGAUAUGGCCUCCGUAGUGCACAAAUGGCCAAUAUUGGUGCCCAUGUCCAUUCAAAGGAGAUAAGAAAUCUUCAGAAGUUUACAACGUACACAUUCUCGGUAGUUGCAUAUACUGUYAAGGACAGCAAACCAAGUAAUGCAAUAAAAAAGACAACAUUACAAGAUGCCCCCGAUUGUCGUCCAAAACUGAAAUCAGUCAAGGCCCUGUCUUCUACAAGUAUCCGAGUGACAUGGGACCCACUGCCAAGUACCAGUUGCAGGAAUGGAGUUCUGAGAGGCUACAAAGUCUUUUAUAGGAGAUAUGGUGUCCGUAAUGCAAAAAUGGCCAAUAUUGGUGCUUAUUUCAAUUCAACGGUGAUAAGAGAUCUUCAGAAGUAUACAACAUAUAUAUUCUCAGUAGUCGCUUAUACUAUAAAGAACAGUAAACCAAGUAACGCAAUAAGCAGGAGGACACUUGAAGAUGCCCCCGAUUGUCCUCCUAAGUUGAAAUCAGCCAAUGCCCUGUCUUCUAAAAGUAUCCGAGUGACAUGGGACCCACCGCCAAAUACCACUUGCAGGAAUGGAAUUCUGAGAGGCUACAAAGUCUUAUACAGGAGACAUGGUGCCCGAGCUGCACAAAUGGCCAAUACUGGUGCUCAUUUCAAUUCGAUGGUGAUAAAAGAUCUUCAGAAGUAUACAACGUAUAUAAUCAGCGUUGUUGCAUAUACUAUCAAAGACAGUAAACCAAGUACCGCAAUAAACAGAAGGACACUUCAAGACGCUCCCUCUGUACCCCUUAAUGACAAAGCGAAGCUUAUCCAACCCAAUGACAAGUUUCGUAUACCACGUGUGCAAGUCACGUGGGAAAAACCAUCACAUGAUAAUGGCAUCAUCACAAGUUACACACUUGUGUAUCGCUAUGAUAACGAUACAUCCAAUCAUGUAAAUAUAACUGAUAUAUCGUCGUUGGUAUAUACACUGGAUGUACUUGGUCAAGCAAGGUUUUGGUUUAAGAUGAGCGCGACUACGAUCAAAGAAGGACCUUAUACCACUAUCAAUAGCCUUUGGAUCCCUGCCUACGCUCCACAUGUAGCGCCACAAGGUAUAAAAGUGACAAAGAAAAACGAAACGACCUUCAUAAUCGCCUGGAAACCGUUACGCAGGAACGAGGCCAAUGGCAUCAUAACAAAGUACAAAAUUUCUUGGAAUUUAAGACACAUAGGACGAGCUAAGAGAAUGGCAGUUACAGACUCCUUCACUAGAACAGCACAGGGAAACCAAUAUGUUUUAUACAAUCUAAGACGUUGUGCGCAGUAUGAAGUUCGUGUAGCAGCUGCAACGGUUGCGGGAUUGGGUCCAAAUGCUACUCACAAUAUUACAACAUCAAAACCAGGUGCACCUCACAAUUUAGAGUCACGUGGAAUAGGUAAAGCAUUUAUUACCUUGUCAUGGAGGAAGCCAAAAGCCAUGAUAACAARGGUUAAAAGCUACAAGAUUAAUUUCAAAGGUUCAAAGUCAUACUGGCCUGUCUACAGUUCCCCAAUUAAAACUAAAAUCCAAGAUGGUAACCAAACAACAAUUAAGAUUGGUGACUUGCAGCCAGGGACAUACUAUAAAUUUUGGGUAAUAGCGUUGACAGUUUGUGGUGAAAGCAACAGGAGUUUGACAGUAACAGAGGAAACAAAAGUGGACAAACCUCGUGCACCACAAUUUAKAGCUCCUAUGAAUYUUAAAGACAGUUUUAAUGUCACAUUAUGGACAUUCAAGCCCCACAAUGGACCAAUUAGCUCGUACCAGGUGAUUGUGAUCAGCGGCAGAAAUAAAUCCAUGACCGAAAUACCAGAAAACCUUAGCAAUUACRAAAAGGCUAAAGAAAAUGACAAAGUAAUGUACGUCACAGCCGAGCUUACACCAUUCCAGAUAAAUACUACAAGAAUGUUUUUCAUCGGUGACAAUCAAAUGUAUGGAACAUACAAAAAUGUGGCUUUGGGUAAAGGUCAGGUUUACACCAUAGCUGAGAGAGCAAUCACAAGAUAUAAAGGAAAAGUCUACGUGAGUGACCCAGUCCAUAUCGCAACAAUCGAACUCAGUGCAGAAUUAAUGAAAAAGCUGGAAGAAUCCAAGAGUACUUCUUCUAGUGAUGUGGCCAUAGGAGUCGUAGUAUCCCUACUUGUAAUUGUUGUUAUAAUAGCUCUUUUGGGCUUCAAAUACAAAAGGAGACGCGAUACAAAGAACGACUGGCUAUGA